Molecule: messenger RNA, 1485 nt
Organism: Neltuma alba
Lineage: Eukaryota; Viridiplantae; Streptophyta; Magnoliopsida; Fabales; Fabaceae
Product: transcription factor Pur-alpha 1
Exons: 5
Coding region: 208-1086 (292 amino acids)
Biological process (GO): regulation of transcription by RNA polymerase II
Cellular component (GO): nucleus
Molecular function (GO): DNA-binding transcription factor activity, RNA polymerase II-specific; RNA polymerase II transcription regulatory region sequence-specific DNA binding; purine-rich negative regulatory element binding
Source: RefSeq, a predicted model, not a curated record
AAAAUUCAACUCUAAAUUUUCGCUAAAACAAGAGAGGAUUCAGGGUCCAUCCGCGGCUGUUCCAAUCGCAGUAUCUAUGUUUAAUCAGAUCUAACGCAGAGUGUUUUAUUAAUUAACUCAUUGCACGAUAUUUAGUUUGUUUACAGUUUUGUUUGGUCCCUGCUCGCGGCGGUAGGUGGUGGUGGAGGUGGUGGUGUGUUGGUGGACAUGGAGGGGAAUUCUGGGGGAGGAGGAGGUAGUGGCAGUGGCGGUGGCGGCGGAGGUGGGAAUGACGUGGAGUUGCUUUGCAAAACACUUCAGGUUGAGCACAAGCUCUUCUACUUCGAUCUCAAGGAGAACCCUCGUGGUCGCUACCUUAAAAUCUCCGAGAAGACUUCUGCUACCAGGUCCACCAUCAUCGUCCCCUUCUCUGGCAUUUCCUGGUUUCUCGAUCUCUUCAAUUACUAUGUCAACUCCGACGAGCAAGACCUCUUCAGCAAGGAAUUGCAGCUUGACACCAAGGUGUUCUACUUCGACAUUGGGGAGAAUAGGAGGGGCCGUUUCUUAAAGGUGUCUGAAGCUUCUGUCAGUAGAAAUCGUAGUACUAUCAUUGUUCCUGCUGGAAGUUCCAGAGAUGAAGGGUGGGCUGCAUUCAGGAACAUUUUGGUAGAGAUCAAUGAAGCUUCUAGGCUUUUCAUUCUUCCUAACCAGCAAAGUUCUGAGUCUUCAGAACGUCUUGUUGGGCUUUCAGAUGAUGUUGGUGCAGGAUUCAUAUCUGGUCAUAGUAGUCAACCUCCCACAUCGUCAGAGCUGAAUGUGGAUAGGUCUGUUGAUUUGCCAGUUCAGGAUGAAAUAGGGAAUUUGGGGGUCUCAAAAGUUAUCAGGGCCGAUCAAAAAAAAUUCUUCUUUGAUCUUGGGAGCAAUAACAGGGGUCAUUUCUUAAGAAUAUCUGAGGUUGCAGGUUCUGAUCGUUCAUCCAUAAUUCUGCCUCUGUCAGGACUCAAACAGUUUCAUGAGAUUGUUGGCCACUUUGUGGAAAUCACUAAAGAUCGAAUUGAUGGAAUGAAAGGAGCUACUGUCCGUACAAUCGAGCCCCCUCAAAGAUGAAUGGCAAGUUAGGGGUGUUCAGUCAUAAUAAAUAAUCCAGUUUCGCCAAGGUUUCAUUAGCUAUACGAAUGGGUGUUUUCUUUGCUUUUCCUUUUAUCCUUUUUCUGUUUAAUGUUUUCCUUUCUGCUGUUGCUUUUCAUGUUAAUCUUCUUCCAUUGAUGAUUUUCGGAAUAAUCCAACCUCUGGUUGAUUAGCAGAGAAAUUGGAAAUGCAUGGCGUUGGGAAUAAGGGAAGAAAAUGGACCAAAACUUGUGCUUAGCUAGACAUAUUGUUGCACCCAUGUUGUGUUCUGUAAUAAGGUGUGUUUGGUUGUUUUUUUAUUACCUACAAAGGUUUAUUUGGAUUUCAAUUGUAAAAUGAUCUUAUGUACAAUAACUAUCAAAGUGAGAUUGCUGCAGC